AUGGGGCACCUCUCUAAAGCAGUGCUGCUGUGCACAGCCCUCGCAGGACUGGCUUCUACAGCACUCGUUCCUCGCCAGUAUUCAAACGUAACUUAUCCAGGCCAAAAAGGUGACGACUAUGACUACACGGGCUUCGAACAGAACCAGACCAAGCGCGCCGAUGCCGUCAUCGAGAUGUUCCGCUUCGCCUGGAACGGAUACUAUUCCAUCGCGUUUCCCAACGACGACCUUCUCCCUGUGACUUCGAACUAUAGCAACAGCCGCAAUGGCUGGGGUGUCACCCCCGUCGAUGGUCUCGACACCGCUAUCAUUAUGGAACAGACCGACAUUGUGAACCAGAUUUUAGACUUCAUCCCCACGAUCGAUUUCACGAAGGUGGAUACUGCCGCGCGCCGAGGUGCCAGCCUAAGUGUCAGUCUCUUCGAGACGAACAUCCGUUAUGUCGGCGGUCUACUUGCCGCGUACGACUUGCUGAAGGGUCCCUUCGACCACCUAGACGUGGACGAGGACAAAGUCGAGGCGCUCCUCACGCAAUGCGUCACGCUCGCAGACACUCUCAAGUUCGCCUUCAACACCACGAGUGGCAUCCCCGUAAAUAACAUCUUCAUUAAUAAUGGCACAUUCGCCCCACGUUAUCGCAUGGCAGAUGGGACCUGGUCUGCUGGUCUCGCGGAACUAGGCUCUCUCGUCAUCGAAUGGCAGCGUCUCUCCGAUCUAAGCGGAAACCCAGAAUACGGCGACCUCGCCCAGAAAGCCAUGAACUACUUCCUGCAGCCCAGCACAGAAGUCUGGCCCGGCCUAACAGGCGGCAACUUCAGCGUAGAGACCGGCGAGAUCCUCGAUGCCUACGGCGGAUGGACAUCCGGCAAUGACUCCGCCUACGAAUACCUCAUCAAGAUGUACGUGUACGACCCAGAGAAAUACGCCCUCUACGGCGACCGCUUCACCGCAGCCGCAGACUCCACAAUCGCGCACCUUCUCUCCUCCCCCUCAACCCGGCCAGACCUUACCAUGGCCGGCUCCUUCGCCGGCCAAGCCGCCCAAAACUACUCCGAAGAACUCGCCUGCUUCAUCGGCGGCUCCUUCAUCCUGGGCUCCACGGCGCUGAACCGCCCAGAUUGGCUCGACUACGGCCUCGACUUCGCGGAGUUCUGCGCAAACGGCUACCGCUACGCGCCCGUCGGGAUUGGCCCCACGCUGUACUCCUGGAACUUAACCGAGCUCGCCUACCCGCGGUUCCAAAACCAGAGCGACUUCUACAACAAGAGCGGCUGGUUCAUAGACGACAACAACGCUUUUCCCAACGGGCAGGCGCCUGAGGCCGUGGAGAGCUGGUACUACGCGUACCAGGUCACGGGGAAUCAAUACUGGCGGGACGUAGCGUGGGCGUAUACCCUCGCGGAGAACAAAACCGAGCGCGUGGGCCAGGGGUUCAGCGGCGUGCUGAAUAUCUUCGAGGAGGACGGCGGGGGGUGGGAUAAUAUCAUGCAUAGUUUUACGCUGGCGGAGGUGCUCAAGUAUCAGUAUUUGAUCCAGGCGCCGGAGGACAGGAAGGGGAUCUGGGAUGUGGAGUAUGCGGAGGAUGGGGUGGGGAAGGGUGGAAAUGUUAAUUACUUUGUGUAUAAUACGGAGGCGCAUCCGAUGCGGGUGACGGCGAAGACGCCGAUAUGA
Messenger RNA from Didymosphaeria variabile, 1671 nucleotides. RefSeq lists its product as uncharacterized. Lineage: Eukaryota; Fungi; Ascomycota; Dothideomycetes; Pleosporales; Didymosphaeriaceae. The record is from RefSeq and is a predicted model, not a curated record. The coding region runs from base 1 to 1671 and encodes 556 amino acids. Gene Ontology annotation, biological process: N-glycan processing; carbohydrate metabolic process. The transcript has a single exon. Gene Ontology annotation, cellular component: Golgi membrane; endoplasmic reticulum. Gene Ontology annotation, molecular function: calcium ion binding; mannosyl-oligosaccharide 1,2-alpha-mannosidase activity.